This is a messenger RNA of Fundulus heteroclitus (mummichog), 4426 nucleotides long. RefSeq names its product transmembrane protein 184B. Gene Ontology annotation, biological process: transport. Bases 417 to 1697 code for a protein of 426 amino acids. The transcript has 10 exons. The record is from RefSeq and is a predicted model, not a curated record. NCBI's taxonomy places the organism in Eukaryota, Metazoa, Chordata, Actinopteri, Cyprinodontiformes, Fundulidae. Gene Ontology annotation, molecular function: transporter activity.
CGCAGCUCCAGCUAGCGUCUGUGAUGUGGGCGACGUAACGGUGUGCGGUCCCUCCGCUUUGGACUAGUCCUAGAAUAACACCUCUUUCUUUUCGCUGGUCUUUUUGCGAAGGGUCUCUUAUUUGAGCGUUUUUCUCGGCUCUCCCUUCCAGUGAAGUGCGGCUCUCAGAGCGGGGAAGGGCUUUGCUACGAGCCAGCAGCAGCAAGCGGAGCAGCCGCCGAGCGAGCGACGCUUCCCAGCUUUUAUGGGGAAGAGGAGGGAGAAGUUUCCGGUGUUCCGACAAUAAUGCAGUGAUUACAUACGUGGCUCGGUGUCUGCUCGGUUUUUUAGCCUGUAGCCCUUUAACUUUCCUUUGGACUCCUCAAAGGUUGACGAUGACCUAAACCGAUGCUUGGAUCCAAACAUCUGCAAAGGAGAUGAGUCAGCUUUGGUGGCGAGCCAAGCGCCUGUCGGAGAGGUUGGGAAGCGACUCCCCCGAUGGCCUUCCCCCAGGCUCCCCGAGCACCGUGGCCCCUCGGGGCCCCAACUCCUCAUGGGCCCCCAUCGCGCCGGUGGUCAGGCCAGAGGAGCCGUUCUUCCUCAUGACGUCCACUGCUCAGGCUAUCUCCGGGUUCUUCGUCUGGACAGCGCUUCUCAUCACGUGUCACCAGAUCUACAUGCACCUCCGUUACUACAGCUCUCCGAAUGAGCAGAGACACAUAGUCAGGAUCCUCUUCAUCGUCCCCAUCUACGCCUUCGACUCCUGGCUCAGCCUCCUCUUCUUCACCAAUGAGGAGUAUUACGUGUACUUCGACACAGUCCGAGACUGCUACGAAGCAUUUGUCAUCUACAACUUCCUGAGUUUGUGUUAUGAAUAUCUCGGAGGAGAAAGCGCCAUCAUGGCUGAAAUCAGAGGGAAACCCAUCGAGUCCAGCUGCAUGUACGGGACCUGCUGUCUGUGGGGGAAGGCCUACUCCAUUGGUUUCCUCAGGUUUUGCAAACAGGCCACUCUUCAGUUCUGUGUGGUCAAACCUCUGAUGGCGGUGAUCACUGUCAUUCUUCAGGCCUUCGGCAAAUACAAAGAUGGAGACUUCAAUGUGGCCAGUGGCUACCUGUACGUCACCAUCAUCUACAACAUCUCUGUGAGUCUGUCGCUCUACGCGCUCUUCCUCUUCUACUUUGCCACGCGCGAGCUGCUCGUCCCUUACAACCCCGUGCUCAAGUUCUUCAUGGUGAAGUCGGUCAUCUUUCUCUCGUUCUGGCAGGGGAUGCUGCUGGCCAUCCUGGAGAAAUGCGGCGCCAUUCCUCAAAUCAACUCCGCCGACUUCUCCGUGGGGGAAGGAACGGUCGCAGCCGGCUACCAGAACUUCAUCAUCUGCAUCGAGAUGUUCUUCGCCGCUGUGGCUCUGCGCCACGCUUUCACCUACAAGGUCUACAUGGACAAAAGGCUGGACUCUUAUGGCUCAUUUCCAAACUACGGACAAUACGGUCGCUGCGCUCCGAUGAAGAGCAUCUCCAGCAGCCUUAAGGAAACCAUGAACCCCGGCGACAUGGUCCAGGACGCCAUCCACAAUUUCUCCCCGGCCUACCAGCAGUACACCCAGCAGUCCACGCUGGAGCGGGGGGGCGGGCCGUCCCUGUCCCGCAGCCACAGCAACGUCAGCACCCGGGGCGACAACGAGAAAACCCUCCUGCUGAGCUCCGACGACGAGUUCUGAGACCGGCGGCCCCCUCUGCGGCUGACACGGAUCGGAUCUUUCAUUUAGGCCUUAACAUUAAACGUGCCGUUAGUUUUAAUUUGAAUAAGAAAGAGAGCUCAGGUUAUCAGGCUAACGGGGGACCGACGGCAGCGGCUGGUGAUCAGACAGAGGUGUGAGCGAGCAUAAAGGGUGAGCCUAGGGAGCGAGGAGGUGCUGCAGAGCGAGGGAGGAGAGCACCGUCAGAAUCUUUUAAAGGUCAAGUUAUUUGUGUUGAUGUCACGCAGCAGCUGGGGCUGCUGCUGUUACAGAGACCAGCUAAACAUCUGCAUCCAGAAGAUGGAUUAGUGCAAAUAACCGUGCCUCCUCAUAGCAUCUGGGUGAUGCACUCUAGAUGGUAGAGCAGAAAAGAUAAGCCAGAGAAAAUAAGUGCCAUCUUCCUUUAAAAUAUGUGGCUUUCUUCCUUCUUUUUUUUUUUUACUUAUUAAAACAUUGCCAAAAAAAAAGAGAACUCUGAGAUGAUUUCGAAGCAUAGAGUUGCUUUAUAGUGAAAGGUACGGAGCUGAGCUUUGAUGGGCUGGCUUUGGGUGUUUUAUUUUUUUUUUUUAAUUAUAAAUAAUUUUAUAUAUGUUAUGCUGUGUGUACAACUCGUUAACACACUGUUUGAGAAACGUGUGUCAGCUAUAUCGGGUCAACGUGUGUCAGCUAUAUUAUGGAAAAACUCUGUACUUUGUUGUUAUUGUAGGAUUGUUUGUGAAAAAGCGGCAGAGGUGAACCCUGCGGUCAGCGUGACUCCCUCCGGCUUCUCGUCUGUUCGGGCCUCACAGAACAGCUGUAGGAGAGAUUGUUUUGCUUUUUUAGCGUGGGCGGGGUGGGGGGGACGAGCGGAAGGACGGCGCCCACGCAGAUUACAGAUUACCCAAGAAGCAGCGCUUCCUGCUGAGCUGGCCCAGCUGUGAUAUGCUGGAGUCUGUAAUCUUAUAAUUGACGGCAUUGACUGCGAUGCUCUGCGCAGACCAGGCCUGCCCCUGCUGGUUCUGACAUGUAACGGCAUUUCUACUGUAGUAGAUUUCAGAUUUAACACUAUGAUCCUUUGGGUAAAGGAAGACUUUUAACCGUAAGGGGAUUAGUAUUCCUGACAGUACGUGCAUUUUAAUGUUUUGUUGAAAAAAAAAGAAUGUGUUGAAGAUUGUAUCAAAGCAAAACAAAUUGUGAUUUCUGUUGUCUUUGCUGUCCUCUGCUGGCUUUAAUGACCUUUCUCUAAGACAUAAUGGAAAUCGUUAUAAACCUUUACAUUUCAGCCGUUACUUGCUGGUGUCUUUCAUGCCUCUGAAUGUAUAUCUUCUCGCUUCUUCAAUCACAUAUUUUACAUAUCGGUUUAAGUUGAUAGGCAAAAACGAGGCACCUCAGAGUACAGCUCAUAUGAAUGAAUGGAUUCAGUAAAGGUGGAAACUAGUGUGUCAGUAGGAUGAGAACCUUACGAUUGAUUAGGGACGUCCUGAUCCGACCCAAAGCAUCAUAUUUUUCACUUAUGUCUGAGUCUCUGACUAAACCCAACUCCCACUGCUUGUCGUGAUUGUGUUUCUGUCACAGUUUUCUUGACUGUUAAAAAAUCACAGCCGAUACUCACGUGGACAGAUGUUUUUUUUUUUUUUUCUUAAUCUAAUGAAGCAGAGGUUUUUCCUUCAAAAUUCAAGUGGGGUUAUUACCCUCUCCAGUGUUCACGGUGAAAGAGAGACUGAUUUGAUUGUUGCCCCCCACGUUGCGUUAUUGUAAAGUGACCUUGUACCCCAGACAGCGACGGGGUAGAAGAGAGCCGCGCCAAGAGCAGCUGAGACGGCAGUCAUUAAAUGUUAUGCUGUUCAUAGCAAAGCCCUACACGAAGCAUGGGGAGAACUUUUUCUGCAGGGUUUCUUCAGAAUAAUUGACUAGGGCCAGAGCGAGAAUGUGUUUUAUACCCAAUUAUCAAUGAGUCAUAUCAAAACAGAGAGCAAAGAUGCUAGCGUUAGCCUACCACUUCAGUAAAAAAAAAAAAAAGAGAGUUCAAAAUGGACUGUAGCUGUAUGUGUCGAGACUGAUACAUCUUAAGAAACAUUAGGCUGUCCUCUGAAAUUUCCCGUUGAGAUAAAAUAUCUCCAAGUGUCAAAAUAAACUGACGAUACAGCAUUUUGACUCUGUGAGAGCAGAUUCUGAUACAAUCUGCUCUCACAAUAUGUUCAAGACAUCGCUAUUCUUCUUCUUUUCUAAUCUUUUAUUCCACAGAAUAUUGUUUCUAUUCCAGUAGUUUUGCACUCUUUGGCGGCUGAUAUAUUUCUUCAAACUAUGAUCUGCAUCGUCUGUGUGUCCUGCUAGCAACUCUUCAGCGCUUGCUACAGCAGUUCGAAAAAGUCUAAUUCACGACCCAAACUUCAGCCCUCAGUUAUUGUUUUAUUCUGGCUUUAGUAUCUUGAUUUAAAACAAUAUAAAACCGUUUUGAUAUUAUGUAUAAAGUCCGUCACAUCGCUGGAAGCUUUGUGAGUUGUGUAAAUAGAGUUAAAUGAAGCACUGUGGGAUGCUUGUAGGGGAUGAAUGUGUACGGCAUCGGGUCAGUGGACUGCUCUGUUUGAAUAUUUCAGCAUUGGUUUUUAAUUUUGUAUAUCCUGCCGUUUUUAGUUGUAUACUUUUUAAUAUGUAUAUUGGUUAUUUGUUUUGAUGCUACGUUGACUUCAGUUGGUGUUGGAAAGCAAAUAAAGGAAAUAUGGGGAAAACUA